Molecule: messenger RNA, 2188 nt
Organism: Centruroides sculpturatus (bark scorpion)
Lineage: Eukaryota; Metazoa; Arthropoda; Arachnida; Scorpiones; Buthidae
Product: dynamin-binding protein-like
Exons: 11
Cellular component (GO): cytoplasm
Molecular function (GO): guanyl-nucleotide exchange factor activity; protein binding
Source: RefSeq, a predicted model, not a curated record
AAUACUUAAAUAUCCUCUACUUUUAAAUGAAUUAGUUAAGUGUACUGAAGAUUCUCAUUUAGAUAAAAAACUACUCAGUAAAGCUGUUGACUUAAUGACAGAUGUUGCAACUGCUAUUAAUGAAUUCAAACGUCGUAAAGAUUUAGUUUUCAAAUAUAGAAAAUCUGCAGAUACAAGUUUAUCUACAAGGAUUUCAAAAUUUACUAUUCAUUCUAUCUUGAAAAAGUCAUCAAGAUUUGGUAUGAGAUUGUCAUCAUCAAUUGGUUUGACUACUGUAACAAAAGAUGAAAUGUUUGAAGAUGCUGAGAAAACUUUUCGAAGUCUUGAGAAAACAAUUAAAAUAUUCCUGAAAGAUGUUAAUUCUUUUAAUGAAAGCAUGCAAGAUUAUAGAAUGACAGCAUUAAAUGUGGCUGAAGAUAUUGCAAACUUUUAUCAACAAAGAAAUGCCCAACAAGAAAUUGAAAAAUUGAGGACAACUCACUUUAUUAUAGUAACUCAGUAUUGGGAAGAUUUUAAAAUAUCAAUGGAAAGGCAUGUAAUAAAUCCACUGAAUGAAUUGUUACAAACAUUUAAUGGUCCAAGAAAUUUGAUACAGAAGCGGUAUGACAAACUGUUGGAUUAUGAAGCAUGUACAAAUCGAUUAGAACGUAACAAAGAUGUGACUAAACAGAAAACACUUUGUGAAGAACAGCAGUUGAUGAAAAAUACAUAUGAAGCUCUAAAUAGUCAACUUUUAGAUGAAUUACCAAAAUUAUGUGAAUUAUCUACUGAAAUUUUAAAUUUCAGUGUAAUAGCUUUCCUUCAAUUGAGAAAAACUUUUCUUGGGCGUGUUGCAAAACAAAUGAUUGAACUAACAGAGCUUCCUUUGAUCAUUGGUAAUAGAACAGAAUUUUUAGAAACAUUUCAAGUAAAACAUAAUUUGGCAUCUGCAAAACUAUCUGAUUUUUCUUCUGAAAUUCGCCAGAUAUUUGCAAGUAAUUCAUCUUUGUUAAAAACUGAUACUUUAACAAAGAAGACUGACACAUUGACAAAGAAGACAUCACCAACUGCACAUCGUUUAAGUUUAGGUUCAUCACCAUUGAAUACUCAGACUGAAAGUCAACGUACUUACCUAAAGUCUCAUUAUUCAUCAAACAGUUUGUACAUAGUUAGAGAUUCAUAUGUGGCAACUGAUAUCUUAGAUUUAUCAGUUCAAAAAGAUGACAUUGUUAGAAUAAUUAAGAAACAAGACCCAAUGGGUAAUUCUCGCAGAUGGUUUGUAGAUAAUGGAAGUGUUCAAGGAUUUGUACCUGUUAAAUUUCUUUCAAAAUUAAAAAGUGAUGAUGAUUUUAAUAUCUCUAAUAAGAAAACUAAAGUCAAGAAAAGCUUUAAUUCAUUACAUCCUAUACAAUUAAGUCAAGAUAUGCAACAUACUGACAUUACUCAACCGUCAAUAAAUAACUGUUACGAAGAAAUCAGUGAGACACAAUUGGAAAGCAACCAUCAAAAAGAUUUAAUUGAUAUGUCAAAUGGUACCAAGAGAUAUUGUAAUGUGCCAGUAAAUGAAUUUGAUCCCCUUGCUUCGAAUCCUAUUAGGGAAACUGGAGACGAUUUGUACGCAGCUCAUCGAUACGAAGUUAUUCCAGAACUUGGAACUGUUAAUGUUCCAGAAGAUCAAGUUUCUCCUGAGUAUUUUUAUGCAGCAUAUCCCUUUAAUAGUCAAGGAGAUCAUCAACUGAGUUUAACUCAGGGCCAAGUUGUCUUAAUACAUCAUAAGAAUGACUUACAUGGAAAUUCCGAAUGGUGGUAUGUUGAAGAUCGCUACGGCAAUACUGGUUAUGUACCUGCAAAUUAUCUAAAGCGAUAUACAGGUAGCUGAAAUUCUGCAUUUGGAAUUCUCUCAAGUACUUCAAUAUUGUAUAUUUUUUAUUAUUACCUGACAGAAGAUAAAUGUCACUAAUGCUCUACCAGAAAAUUGAUUGCUAGUCAUAAAUGGAAAUUUUUUCCAGGCACGGUAAGGUGUGUUGUUUGUACAAUCGACAGCCAUUUAAUGAUUGUAUAAAUCAUGUAAAGCCAAUCAUUCAAUUAAUGUACAUUUAAUGUUUAAUUUUGUAUUUAAUAUCCCCAAUAUUAUUUGUUGAGUUAUUAAAACUCGUGGAUUGAAGAAAACGAAACAGUUCUAUUAAUUGACAAAAACCAUCUUGAUUUA